Molecule: messenger RNA, 5695 nt
Organism: Artibeus jamaicensis (Jamaican fruit-eating bat)
Lineage: Eukaryota; Metazoa; Chordata; Mammalia; Chiroptera; Phyllostomidae
Product: tRNA-uridine aminocarboxypropyltransferase 2-like
Exons: 6
Coding region: 100-993 (297 amino acids)
Source: RefSeq, a predicted model, not a curated record
GCUACGUGGCGCCACUUGGCGCGGAACUAUCUUCCCAGUGUGUGGCGCCCUCCGGUGGCAGCGGGGCAUCAGUGUGACAGCCAGUUCUGAGCGCCUGCCAUGGACCCUCAGAAGGAGGCGCGAAUAUGCAGGGACCCGGUGGAACGGCUGCCGGCCUCGAGAUCUCAGACGCCUAAAGAGGAGGAUCGCCGGGAGAGCAGCGCAGCUCGGGCGGUGGCUACUCCAAGAGAGGAGGCGGGCAUCGCCAGUGUGGAUGGGCUCUGGGACCUGCCUGUGGAGCCGUCUGAUCGGAGGCCUGAGUGCAGCCGCUGCAGCCGGCCUCAGAAAGUGUGUUUGUGUCCAUUUCUACCAGUACAUCCUCUGCACAUCUCUACCCACUUGUACAUAAUUCAGCAUCCAGCAGAGGAAAGCAGAGUGUUGCGGACAGUUCCUCUACUAGCAGCAUGCCUCCCUCAGGACAAAUGUAGAGUCAAGAUCGGUCGUCGCUUCAGUGAAGAAAGAGAUCCUGAACUUUCAACGGUUUGUCGGAAGUCUAGUACAUUAAUAUUGUAUCCAGGGGAUGAAGCUGCUAGUUUGGAAGAAUUUAUAUUAGACUCUCCUAUUUAUCCUUCCACAAUCAUCAUCAUUGACGGUACAUGGAGCCAGGCUAAGGACAUUUUCUAUAAGAAUUCCUUGUUUCGACUGCCCAAACAGGUGCAGUUAAAAUCUAGCAUUUCUAGUCAGUAUGUAAUUCGGAUGCAACCAACUAAUAGAUGCCUGUCUACUCUGGAAUGUGCAGCUGUUGCUCUUUCCAUUUUGGAGAAAAACAACUGUAUACAAGAGACUUUGCUUCGUCCUCUUCAAGCUUUAUGCUCUUUCCAGCUUCAGCAUGGUGCUCGAAUUCGCCUCAGCAAGGAACACCUUCUGAAAAGUGGAUUAUAUCCUAAAUCAAUGCCAAAGAACAAACGCAAACUCAGGAAAAUGGAACUGUUAAUGAACAGUGUUAAAAUUUAGUACAAAGGUUCUUACAGUGCUACUUACGGUGUCUUUGGCUAACAGUAUCAGAUGAAGUUCUCAUACAAUUUAAGUCUGUGGGUUUUUUGAGUGUCUAAAGAAUGAGGAUUGCAUACUGAACCUGCCCAGAAGAGCACUGCAAAUCGAAUAGCCAUAAAAGCAAACAAACAUAAAUUACACUGACUCAGUGAAAAAGCAAGCUUUUAUACUGUAUUUAUUUUUUUAAUGUGCCUCUAUUAAUUUUUUCAAAACCAUAAUUUUAGAUUUGAUUAGUUGUUGAGCCGGGUUAGAAGUUUUUAUUUUAAAGUGGAAGAAAAUUGUUGUGCCUGAUUGGAACAGUGAUGUUUCCAUUAAUAUUUUAUAGAUAAUUAAGUGUAGACCUAUGUUAGAGGAUACUUCCAUCAAUUUGUAAUAGUAUACACAAACUUUAUAGUUUGAAAUAAGUAACAAAAAUAAUAAUUAAGCAGUUUAGAUUGAAUUUACUUAUUUCAUAAAACAGUACAACAGAAUAAAGAAACUAAGUAUUCUUUGGAUUAUUUAGGGACUAGACUUAAACUCAGCUAAUGUGAUUAAAUGUUCUGUUAAUGCCCCUAAUUUUUUAUUAUGGUGUAAUUGGCAUGUAAUAAUAUAUUAGUUUCAGGUGUACAACAUGUUGAUUUUAUAUUUGUAUAUUAUGAAAUGAUCACCACAAUACAUCUUGUUAACAUUUGUCACCAUACAGUUUUCUUUCUUGCGAUGAGAACUUUUUAAGAUUUACUCUUUUAGCAAGUUUAAAGUAUUCAGUACAGUAUUACUAGCCAUAAUAUAAUCAUCAAGUAGUAUGUUAUAUCUUUAUCACUUAUUUAUGUUCUAACUGGAAGCUUAUACCUUUUGACCCACUUGACUCAUUUGCCCACACUGAAACCCCGUCUCUGGCAACCACCAUUCUCUGUAUCUAUGAGCUUUUUUUUUUUAAUGAUUCCACAUAUAAGUGAUAUAUAUGGUGGAAUCUACUUCCUCCUGCAUAUGGGUGGAACACCUAGCCAAUCUUCCAAUCUUCUGAGGAACAGAGUGAGCAGCCCAGGGUAUUCCAGCAUAUAUGAAGGUUGGAAGCCAAAACUCUAGAGGACAUUGAAAAAUCAGACGACAAGGAAAGUGCUUCAGGACAAUAAGGUCCCUGGGAUCAGUGCAGGGACCAGGGUGUCUGCAGCCCCAGGCCCAGAGCCCAGUGAGUCUGCCACAGGAUUCUUGGGAGAGAGCCAAAUCAAUGGCACCUUCCCCUGCCAAACAAGGGGGUUUGAGCAGCAUCAGGAUGGACCUGGAUGCUUGAAGUCAAGGUGGAAUGGGGAAUAAGAAGGAAGUGGCAAACACAGAGAGAUGGUGGUGUACCCACUGAGACUGUGGACGCCAGCUGGGAAGAGUUGGAACAUGAUGGAGCCUGACCCUGAUAGUCUAUGGUCUGGUUGGAGAUUUGGGCUGUGUGAGAGGCCAGGUGCUUAACUGGAGUGGCAGGCUUGAAUCAGAUGAAUUUCUCAAAAUGAAAAAAUAAGAGGCACUCAGUGGCUGUUUAUGGAAUUCUCCCACAGCAGCCCCCUCUGUGAUCUUGGUCUGUGCCUGUGCAGCCUCUGCAGCCUCACCUCUGCUCCCAGGACCAAGGCUGUGCCCCUACCCCAUCCACAGCAACAGAGCACACCCAAUUGCACCAGUUUCCCCAGUGUGUGCCACGGAACCAGCUGACCCCCAUCCCACCUCAGCUGUUUCCGCAGCAGAAGAGACAUGUGCUGGUAUCUGUAGCAGCAAUCAUGUUGGCAUCUCUGCCCUGCAGGUCAACUGGCUCACUAAGAGGGAGGCAGAGACGCCCAAGCACAGGAGAGCAGGGCUCUGGGAGUCAGCAAUCCCCAGAAAGACUGAACACAGUGGGGGAGCCAAACUACCCUGAAUCGAGUCUGAGAGUCCCUAGCAUCUAGGACAGCAAGAGUGAGAAGGUGAUGUGUGAGUUACCCUUAAUAGGUACAACUCAAGGAUAGCACAGUGGUUGGACUGAAGGUGUAGUCUGGGCAAAGAAGGGUACUAGGGGGCCUGGCAGUGAAUUGAGAAAUUGGGCUGGAGACUGGGCAACUGUGAAGAGUGCUGAUCAGACCUGGUGCCCAUCCCUGCCAAAGCACUGGAAGGUGAAACCCAAUGUCCCUCAGCUGCCAGGAGCCAGGGAGACCAGAAGAACUCACUUGGCAGGUUUGAACCCAGCAGGAGGCUUUUUUUUUUCAAUUCCUUCUUCCUUUCCUAUUUUUUAUUUCCUCAAGUCAGACAGUAAAACCUGGAGCUGUGAAAGGACCAGAGUUAGACCCAAAGAGGGGUCACCCCAACAACUGAGACAGUCAGACAAAUUUCAUUUUGUGAUUCUAGAGAACUUGCAAAUUAUCAUAUAUUUCUAUUAGUUUUUCAACAUUUGUACAUCUUUUAUUUUGUUAGUAUUUUUUAUUUCUCUUCUGUUUAGUCUUCUUUGGUUUGUUAAAUUGCAUUGUUUGGUUUUCCUUGUUCUGCCUUUCACAGUGUGUUUUUAAUUUUCCUUCUUUCAUUUCUACAUGUGUUCUAAUAGCGCACUACUCUAGGUCAUGUACUUCCCACUCUUGUUAUUAAGAUCACAUAGAUUCCAUCAUAUGAUUUUUGCUUCAUUACUAUUGUAAAUAAUUGCUGUUCCAUAUAACUGUAAAUACUACACAGCACCCCUCCUGGAUCAUAGCUCACUUCACUAUAUCAGAAACUUUAUUACUGUUGUGGUUAACUCUAUUCUCUUGUACACUACACCUAUUUUCUAUCCUUUACUCUCACUAUACCUCAUAAUCUGACAUCCCACAAGCUCACUGCUCUCACAGUCUUUCCCUGCCAACAACAGUCUUACCUUUUUUCCUCCCUUUCUAAAAAGUGGCUAUUUGGGUGAAAUAUGGUUAACACUAUGCUUAUCCAAAGGAUCUCCAGUCUCUUCUCUAUGGGUUGGUACUUUAAAUUAUACUAUAGAAUACACUCCUGCUGUCUUACUCUGUUUUGCCUCCAACUGAUCACAAAAAAAGUGUAGGAGGGAGCUGUGAACACCAGUAUACCUGCUGAAAGGGAGAACCCACCAAGAAAGGAACCCUAACAGAUAAUAAUGGAAAAAGGUGAAGGAGUGAGUGGAAGCCAAAAUAAUCUCCACCCAGCACCAUCUGGAAAUACAACCAAAUUGUGGAAAAAUUACCCAGAACAAACAACUGAACAAUAGUGAGAGAGAAGCCUCAAAACAUCAUACAGACAGAAGAAGAAGCUUCAACACAACCUGUUCACACCUGCACAACAAAAUACAGAGGUGGUAGAUGGACUGACACUUAGUUAACCAGCUGGAGGGAAGGAUCCAUCAAAGAAAGAUCCAACAACAAUCAAAACCCAAAUAAGUACAGAGAGCCAACAUAAAUGACAGUCCAAGAACAGCAAGCUCCCAAGAUCAAGGGGACUGCACUACUGUAUCUUGCAGAAAAAACUGAUAUUGUAUCUCAACAUAGAAGUUGAUACCAUAAACGCAGGAAGUCAGAGAGAUCAAUUUAAGAAGCAGAGGAUAACAAGAAGAGUCUCACAAACAAUGGAAAGACAAAGAAACAAUCACCAAAUGAAAGGAAAGGAGGAAGCCUCAGAAAGAAUGUUAGAUGAAAUAGAGGCAAGCCAACUGUCAGACAAUGAGUUCAAAACAAUGGUUAUCAGGAAGCUCAAUGAGAUCACAGAGAAUUGCCAGAAACUACAGGGAAACUACUAUGAAUUCACUGCAAACUAUAUCAACAUGAAAAUGGAAAUAGAAAUUAUUAACAAGGGCCAAGAGGAAAUGAAGAAUACAAUUUAUGAAUUGAAGACUACAGUAGAAGAAAUCAAAAUUCGUCUAGAUGAAGCAGAAGACUGGAUCAGUGAGCUGGAGGACAAGGUAGAGAAAAAACACCUGGAAAGAGCAAGAAAAGGAAAAGAGACUCAGGAACAAUAAAUAGGGGUUAAAGGAUAUUCAGGACAACAUGAAACAUAAUAAUAUUCGUAUAAUAGUGAUACAAGUAGAAGAAGAUGUGAGCAAGGGACUGAACACCUGUUUGAAAAAGUAAUGAUGGAAAACUUCCCUAAUUUGAGGAGACAAGAAGUCACACAAAUUGAGGAAACACAGAGAGUUCAUAUCAAGAGGAACCCAGAGAGGCCCACUUCAGGACACAUAAUAAUUAAAAUGCCAAAAUUCUAAGACAGACAGUUGUAGAGGUAUAAAAGGAGAACAGGAAGUAACAUAUAAUGAAGCCCCAAUAAGACGAGCAGCUGAUUUCUUCAGCGGAUUUCUCAAAAGAGACCUUACAGGCAAGAAGGGGCUGGAAAGAGGUAUUUCAAGUCAUGAAAUCCAAAGACCUACAACCAAGAUUGCUCUAUCCAGCAAAGCUUUCAUUUAGAAUGGAAGGACAGAUAUAGUGCUUCUCAGAUAAGAUCAAAUUCAAGGAAUUCAUCAUCACCAAGUUCUUAUUAUAUGAAAUGUUGAAGGGACUUACCUAAGAAAAAGAAGAUAAAAAAGGUGAACAGUGAAAGGACAGCAAACUCACAGUUAUCAACAACCACACCUAAAACAAAAACAAACUAAGAGGACAGCUAGAUCAGGAGUGGAAACAUAGAAAUGAAGAUCUCAAGGAGGGUUAGCAACAGGGGAGUGGGAGGAGGAGAAGGGGGGAGAAGGUAC